AUGCACCUCCGCCCCGCUCCUCCCCUCCGCCGGGGCCUCCUCCUAUCCCAGCCUCUUCUUCCCCGCACAUCGACGAACACCUACGCCACACACAGCUCCGCAUCGCGGCGGCGAAAUGUCACCGUAUUAUCGGAUGACGGCCGGUACACAUGGGGCGAGCUGAGUGGGAAAGAGAAGGUUGCGCGGGCGACACAACAGUCGUUUAACUUCGUGGUGGUGUUAGCCGGUGUGGUGCUAACGGGCGGUGUCUUCACAUUACUAUACACCGAGGUGUUCUCACCGAACAGUCGGACGUGGCAGUUUGAGAAGGCUGUUGAUCGGAUUAAGAACGAUGCGCGGUGUAUCAAUGUUCUGGGUGAUAAGCGGGAGAUCAAGGCAUAUGGGGAGAAUACACACAGCCGGUGGGCGAGGAAUAGGCCUAUUGCAACGAAGGUCGAAAAAGAUCGACAAGGUCGCGAACAUCUGAAGAUGAACUUCCAUGUUUCGGGCCCACGAAACGAGGGAGUUGUGUUUGUGCACAUGGUGAAGCCGGCGGAUACGAAUGAGUGGGAAUAUCGACUUCUUGCCCUGGAAGUGAAAGGCUAUUCGCGUGUCGUCCUUGAAGAGCGUCACGACCCUAAAGUCGGCGGAGAAGUCAAGAUCUUCGGCAUCCGGUGGAAGUAG
Aspergillus versicolor CBS 583.65 is the source of this 663-nucleotide messenger RNA. It is a transcript of the gene tim21, whose product is annotated as protein tim21. The transcript has 4 exons. Gene Ontology annotation, cellular component: TIM23 mitochondrial import inner membrane translocase complex. The record is from RefSeq and is a predicted model, not a curated record. Bases 1 to 663 code for a protein of 220 amino acids. Lineage: Eukaryota; Fungi; Ascomycota; Eurotiomycetes; Eurotiales; Aspergillaceae. Gene Ontology annotation, biological process: protein import into mitochondrial matrix.